Papaver somniferum (opium poppy) is the source of this 1071-nucleotide messenger RNA. Its product is annotated as F-box protein At1g30790-like. Gene Ontology annotation, molecular function: protein binding. The transcript has a single exon. Bases 1 to 1071 code for a protein of 356 amino acids. NCBI's taxonomy places the organism in Eukaryota, Viridiplantae, Streptophyta, Magnoliopsida, Ranunculales, Papaveraceae. The record is from RefSeq and is a predicted model, not a curated record.
AUGCAGACUGACAGUGUGAAGGAGAUGAGACACAAGAAGACAAGUAGAGGUACUGCUGGUGGCAACAUUGAUUUACCAAAUAGUACUAGUGGUUUUAAGGUCGACAGUGGCAUUUUAUGCGAGAUAUUAAGCAGACUACCAGUGAAAUCACUUGUACGAUUCAAAUGUGUAUGUAAAGACUGGCAGUUCCUCAUCCAGGAAGACUCAUACUUUAUUAAUUUACACUUUAACCAAUCACAAAAACAUCCGAUUCUCCUUUUCAUUCCAGACACAGAUGAGCAUCCACACGGAUUUCUGCAGGAAGGUAUGAUUCAACAUGAAUCACCUUAUGAGAAAGUGGAGCUCGUGACAAUUGACUUAAUGCUUGAAGGCAAAGGAAGAACAGCGUCCCUUGACACAACAAGGAAAAUGGAAAUUCCUGAAGAGAAUGUAAGUUUCUGUGCACCUGUAAAUGGACUGAUCUGUUGCCACUUAAUUAGAAAACACCAUGGUAUUUGUAUAUGCAAUAUCAGUACCCAAGAAAUAUCACCAUGGAUUAAAUCAAACGUGUUAAUCGAUGUUCAAGGCAAAGAAAUAAGAACAAGAAGAAUACCUUGUUAUGAAUUGGGAUUCGAUCCUGCCACAAAGAAGCAUAAAGUGAUAUGUGCAUUGGGCAUACAUGAUCCCAAGAGGUCUUUGUGCGAAGUCUUAACUGUAGGAGACUACGAAUGGAGAAGGAUUGAGAACACACCAAUCGAGCUUGGACUUGAAUAUCACCGACGCAAACACACUGUUUAUCUGAAUGGUUUUAUAUACUACUGCACUUCAACAUUUCUGGAAGCAGAGGAGGUUGGUAAUGACAAGAUAGUGGCAUUUGAUGUUGGGGCUGAGAAGUUCAGAGUGAUCACAGUCCCUGAGUACAUCCUUAAUCAACCAAGGUAUUUUCAUUGGAACGGAAAAAGUUCUAACCGUUUAAUAGUACUGAAAGGCUGCCUAGAACUAUUAAUUAAAAUGAAUGAUUCCACUGCCAAGCUAUGGGUAUUUGAUGAUGUUCAUGGGAGCAACAAAGAUAAGAACAUUAGCACGAUUUAA